This is a messenger RNA of Manihot esculenta (cassava), 2077 nucleotides long. RefSeq names its product protein DETOXIFICATION 21. The record is from RefSeq and is a predicted model, not a curated record. NCBI's taxonomy places the organism in Eukaryota, Viridiplantae, Streptophyta, Magnoliopsida, Malpighiales, Euphorbiaceae. Bases 168 to 1628 code for a protein of 486 amino acids. The transcript has 8 exons. Gene Ontology annotation, cellular component: membrane. Gene Ontology annotation, molecular function: antiporter activity; xenobiotic transmembrane transporter activity. Gene Ontology annotation, biological process: xenobiotic detoxification by transmembrane export across the plasma membrane.
GUUUCUUAUUCAGAGGAAGAAAUUUUCAUAUAUAUCGACAUACAGACAGUGUUCCGUAAUGGAAUUCUUCUCUUGAGUUUCUAAGAACUCUGUACCUUGCAUUAACUACUCCAUUGCCCUGUAUUGGCCACUAAAGCAGGGAGAUAGUAGCGGGGAUUGGGGAGGAAAUGGAAGAAGAAAUCAAACAAAAACUUCUGAUAGAAGCAGAGAAACCUGAACACGAUGAAGUACCAUUCAAGGACAAGCUAUGGACAGAAACCAAGAAGAUGUGGAUUGUUGCAGGCCCUGCUAUUUUCACAAGAUUUUCUACCUUUGGGAUUAGUGUAAUCAGUCAAGCUUUUGUUGGCCACAUUGGCUCCACAGAACUUGCUGGUUAUUCCCUUGUCGUCACAGUUCUUUUGAGGUUCGCUAAUGGAAUCCUGCUGGGUAUGGCUAGUGCCUUGGAAACUCUAUGCGGGCAAUCUUAUGGUGCCAAACAAUAUCAUAUGCUUGGAAUUUAUCUCCAAAGAUCAUGGAUUGUUUUAACAAUGUGUGCAAUCUGCCUUCUUCCUUUGUUCAUCUUCACCACUUAUAUUUUGAGGGCUUUAGGCCAAGACGAAAGUAUUGUGGAAGUUGCAGGAAAUAUUUCUCUAUGGCUAAUUCCUGUAAUGUUCUCUUUUAUUCCAUCUUUUACCUGCCAAAUGUACCUUCAAGCACAGAGCAAGAACAUGAUUAUUGCAUACCUGGCAGCUUUUUCUCUUUCGAUUCACAUCCUCCUUUCAUGGCUACUCACUGUCAAAUACAAGUUUGGAAUCCCAGGAGCUAUGGCAUCUACGAUUUUGGCCUAUUGGAUUCCAAAUAUUGGACAGCUUGCUUUUGUUACUUGUGGAGGUUGUCCUGAAACAUGGAAAGGGUUCUCGUUCUUAGCUUUCAAGGAUCUCUUUCCUAUUAUCAAGCUUUCUUUGUCUUCUGGUGCCAUGCUUUGCCUUGAGCUUUGGUACAGCACAGUUCUGAUUCUUUUAACUGGAAACAUGAAAAAUGCUGAAGUCUCCAUUGAUGCUCUUGCUAUCUGCCUAAACAUCAAUGGGUGGGAGAUGAUGAUAUCGUUUGGUUUCUUGGCUGCUGCGAGUGUUCGUGUCUCAAAUGAGCUAGGACGAGGAAGCUCAAAAGAUGCUAAGUUCUCCAUAGUUGUAACAGUUCUCACAUCAUUCAUUAUUGGCUUCAUUCUCUUCCUGGUAUUUCUGUCCCUCAGAGGAAAGCUAGCUUACCUAUUUACAGAAAAUCCUAAGGUUGCUGAUGCAGUCUCAGAUCUCUCUCCUCUCCUGGCCUUCUCCAUACUUAUGAACAGUAUACAGCCAGUCCUCUCAGGAGUUGCCGUGGGAGCUGGAUGGCAGAGCAUUGUAGCAUAUGUUAACAUAGCCUGCUACUACCUAGUUGGGAUCCCAGUUGGAGUUGUGCUUGGUUAUGUUAUACAUCUGCAAGUUAAAGGUGUUUGGAUUGGGAUGUUGUUUGGAACAUUUGUACAAACCAUUAUUCUAAUUAUAGUCACUUGCAAAACUGACUGGGAAAAACAGGUAUCUCUUGCUCGUAACCGGAUUAACAAGUGGUACGUUGCAGAUUCUGAAGAGCAGCCGAACACACAACCCUAAGAAUUACUGUUGUUCCUGGAACCAUUCUGGCAAAGAAUCAGCUUUCAAGCUUACUUAUUAAACAAGCUAAUUAAAUUACUGUUCUUCCCAAUGCCAUGGCUAAGUUGAUAUGACAUUUUCAGGCUUUUAUGCUUUUCAAGGAACAGGUCCAAUCAAAGUAGCAAAAGUUUUAGCAUUUUGUAAAAAUUGUCACAGAGUUGAGUUACUCCAACUUAAUAAUGACUUAGGGUUAAAGAAAUUUAAUUAGACAGCUGUGGAUAGAGGUAUGUGAUGGUUUGUGUCCGCAUUAAAAACCCCAUAGCUAGGCUGACAGGCUCAGGAUUUGCUGAUGAAUUUCAGGAUACGCUCAUAAUUCUCACAGAUAUCCAGAGCAAAUGGUUGGGGACCGUAACUAUUUUUCUGAUGUAAGGUUUCAAUACAGACAUGUUCUACUUGGACGUAUUCAUUGA